This is a messenger RNA of Malus domestica (apple), 6141 nucleotides long. RefSeq names its product putative disease resistance RPP13-like protein 1. Lineage: Eukaryota; Viridiplantae; Streptophyta; Magnoliopsida; Rosales; Rosaceae. The record is from RefSeq and is a predicted model, not a curated record. Gene Ontology annotation, molecular function: ADP binding. Gene Ontology annotation, biological process: defense response to other organism.
AAUACUCCAUCAAAAUUAGUCUUUUUGCCAAGAAGAGAAAAUGGCUUUGGUUGCAGAGGCUUUACUCUCCGGUUCAAUCCAAGUGAUGUGCGACAAGAUUGCCUCCAGAGCGUUCAUGGACUUCUUCCGGGCAAGAAGAUUCAACCAUUCACUCGUGGACAGACUGAAGGUGACGUUGAUGACCCUCCAUGCAGUGCUCAACGAUGCAGAGGAGAAGCAGAUUGUCAACCCUGCCGUCGAAAUGUGGCUUGACGAGCUCAAAGAUGCUGUGUUCGAUGCCGAGGACUUGGUGGAUGAGAUUGAUACUAAAGCUUUGCAUCACAAGGCGAAAGAUCAGACUGGGACAACCCAGGUGUGGAACAUCCUUUCUACCUCUCUUAAUCCUUUUAAUUAUAAAGGCUUGAAUGGUAGAUUAGAAAAUUUAUUCAACAAGUUGGAACACCUUGCAAAACAAAAAGAUAUCCUCGGUCUUAGAGGAGGUGUUGGGGGCAAGGUUUCACAAAGAAAUCCCACAACUUCUGUUGUUGAGGAAGGAUUUUGUACCUAUGGUAGGGAUGGAGACAAAGAAAAGUUAAAAGCUCUACUGCUGCUCUCUGACAAUGAAAGUAGCAGUAAUUUUUCUGUAGUCCCUAUAGUCGGAAUGGGUGGGGUUGGAAAGACAACUCUUGCUCAAGUCCUUUACAAUGAUGAACAAGUUAAAGAGCACUUUGAUAUGAAUGCUUGGGUUUGUGUUUCCGAACAGUACGAUGCUUUGAGGGUGAUUAAGACCCUUAUUGAGCAAAUCACUGAGAAAUCUUGUGAUGUCUCAGAUAUGAAUUCCCUUGAAAUUCGACUAAGGGAACAAGUAAGGGGAAAGACAUUUUUAUUUGUCCUGGAUGACCUUUGGAAUGAGAGCUAUGGUGACUGGGAUCGGAUACGAACUCUUUUCACGUAUGGGGCGAAGGGAAGCAAGGUCAUUGUAACAACAAGGAGUAAACGUGUUGCAUCCAUCGUGCACAAUACCAUUCCAAUUCACGACUUAGAAAAAUUGUCUGAGGAGGAUUGCUGGUUGCUACUGAAAAAACAUGCAUUUAGAAAUGAAAACCCCACUGCACAUCCAGACUUGGAAGAAGUUGGUAAGAAAAUUGCACGUAAAUGCAACGGUUUGCCUUUAGCUUCAAAAACACUAGGGGGUCUCUUAGGUUGUAACCUAGACUAUAAGGAAUGGAAUCACAUACUGGAUAGCAAUCUUUGGGAUCUACCACACGCUAAUGGUGUUCUUCCUUCUCUAAAAUUGAGUUACCAUUAUCUUCCAACUUACUUGAAACGAUGCUUUGCUUAUUGCUCAAUUUUCCCAAAGGACUAUGAAUUUGAUAAGGAAAAUGUAAUUCUAUUAUGGGUGGCAGAAGGUUUAAUUCCACAACCAGAGAGCGAGAAAGCAAUGGAAGAGGUUGGUGAAAGAUACUUUGAUGAACUGUUAUCGCGAUCACUAUUUCAAAGACCAAGAUUGGAUCAACCAAAAUUCACUAUGCAUGAUCUCAUCAAUGACUUGGCUAUGUCUUUGUCUAGAAAAUUUUGUUAUAGGUUGGAUCAGGAAAAUUCACAUGAAGUUCCUAAAAGAGUUCGCCAUUGGUCUUAUAUGAGAGGAAAAUUUGAUACAACUCCAAAAUUUAAGCCAUUAGAUGGAGUUACAUGUUUGCGUGCCUUCUUGCCAAUGUCUUUAUCACCAUAUAAUAGCCGGGGAAAUGUAAGUAAUAAGGUUCUUGAUAAAUUACUGCCAGCACAAAAAUGUUUACGGGCAUUUUCAUUGUCAAAAUAUGAUAAUAUCAGUCGCUUACCUGAUUCCAUUGGUAAACAAACACAUUUGCGCUACAUUGAUCUCUCUUACACGAAAAUUAAAAGGUUACCAAAUAGAGUGUGUACUCUUUAUAAUUUACAAACUCUAUUGUUGUUAGGCUGUUUUUCUCUUGUUGAAUUGCCUACAGACAUGAGGAAAUUGAUUCAUUUGCGUCAUCUUGAUAUUAGUGGAACUAAAAUAAAAGCGAUGCCGGUGCAAAUGGGUAAACUAAGAAGUUUGAGAACGCUUACUGCUUUUGUGUUGGGGAAAUCUACUGGGUCAAGUAUUGGAGAACUGAGGGAGUUGUCGCACCUUCGAGGAAAAAUUUCUAUCUUGAAUCUGCGAAAUGUAGUCGGUCCUAUUGAUGCCUUGCUGAAGGAUAAGAAAGAUCUCAAUGAGGUAGAGUUGUCAUGGGGUAGCGUGGUUUCCGACGAUUCCGUAAAAGAGAGACAAGUACUUGAAAGCCUUCAACCUUCUGUAAAACUGGUGAAACUGACCAUCAGGUCUUAUGGUGGAACCAGUUUCCCGAAUUGGGUGGGAGACUCGUCCUUCUCCAACUUACAAGUGAUGCGUCUGAUUGAUUGUAGUAAAUGUAGUUCUCUGCCACCAGUUGGUCAGCUACCUGCUCUGAAAGAGCUCUACGUAGAAAGGAUGGAAUUUGUUACGAGUGUUAGUGUUGAAUUCUAUGGGGGAAAUCAACCAUUUCCAUCUUUAGAGAAGCUAGAGUUUAUGGAUAUGCCAGCGUGGGAGGAAUGGGUGCCAAGUCCAAGUGGAGGUGAAAGUCCAGAUUUUCCUCGUCUUAAGAACCUGACUUUAAUAAAUUGUGAGAAGCUCAGAGGAAACUUGCCCCCUCAUCUUCCUUCCUUGAAAAUACUUUGGGUGUCCAACUGUGAGGUUCUACAUGAAAACAGAGCCAGUAAUGUUCUGAACAUGGAAUCCUUACGACCAUCUCUUGAAGAAGUGCAAAUAAGAGGAUGCCCGGGUCUCUCAUUGCUACUAAAGACGACGGAGACGCUGCCGUCGCUUCAGAUGCUCCAUAUUAAUCUUGUUGGGACAGGGACACAGUGGUUGCCGCAAAUGUUGCACAACAGCAAUCGUCUUCAAAGUUUGACUCUAUAUAGUUGUUCCUCACUCUUGUCGUUGCCUUCAAAUGGUCUGCCCGCCACGCUCACGUCACUCCGUAUAGAGCAUUGCAAGAAAUUAGAAUUCCUAUCGCCUGAGAUGAUGGCCCAAUUGACUUCCCUUCAGUCUUUGGAUCUAUUCAAUAGCUGUGAUUCUCUGAGGUCCUUCCCUUUGGGCAUUUUCCCCAAACUUUCAUCUCUCGAUAUCGAUGGUUGUCAGAAUCUGGAAUCCCUUUCUGUUGAAGAAGGAGCACAUGAAAAUCUCAACCAUCUCAACACCCUGGAUAUCAGUUACUGUCCAAAUUUUGUCUCUUUUCCCAACGGAGGACUGCCCACUCCCAACCUGACUGCCAUUAGAGUCGCUGGAUGCGAGAAUUUGAAGUUGUUGCCGGACCGAAUGCACACCCUCACCGCCCUUCAACGUGUUUGGAUACAAAAUCUUCCAAAUGUGGUGUCAUUUGCACAAGGGGGUUUGCCUCCCAACCUACAUACAUUUUAUUGUAUCGGCAGAAGCCGGGAAGUGCUGGAGACGUUGCUUAAUGAACAGCUACUCCCCGCCACUCUUCACACUCUCGAUAUCUCUUAUGUAUCGAAUCUGAAAUCUUUGGACGGGAAGGGACUUGAGCACCUCACUUCUCUUCAAGAGCUCCGAAUUUCAUGCUGCGAGAGUCUCGAAUUCCUACCAAAAGAGGGUUUGCCGGCAUCUCUUUCUUAUCUGAUCAUCUGGCGUUGUCCUACACUGAAGAAGGCAAAAUAUUGGAGAAACAUAUCUCGCAUUCCCUGCAUAAAGAUAGAUGACCAAGUCAUCAUCCAAUGAGCUUUCAUUUCACUCUCUCCAACUCUCAACUCUCGAGAAAAAGCCAGGUAGGUUGUGUUUGCUUGAAUGUGAGUACGUACAUUACGUUACUAGAUAAGGAGGCUGGUUGUUGUGGUAUAGAUUUCACCAGUGGAACAUUGCGGAUCAGCUGUAAAUUCAAGCAAAUAGAGUUAACCGGUAAAGACAGGAUCAUCAAACGUUGCUCUGGUUUUCUGGACUAUCAAGUUUGAAAUCUUUGGACGGAAGUGGACUUUCAACACCUCCUGGUCUCCCAAUUCCUGCCAGGAUAGGGACCUCUAGACCUCAGCUCUCGUCAACAGCUAUAUAAAGAUUGAAUGUAUGUGGGACUUCAUCGGUCCAGAGAAAAAACUAUUGAUAACGAUGUCAGAUUACAUCAACAACUCAGGUACUUAUGUAUAUAUAUACUGCUGUGGUUUCCAUAUGGCGGAAUGCUUACUCAUCUUUCAAUGCCUCUGUCAUCUUGAGGUAGGUGUAUACACAUGCUUCUUUACAAACACAAUGGUUGAAGAGAGCAUGGCUUAUUAACAUGUUUGCUAGAAUGCCAGUGUUACUAGACUCAGUGGCUGGCUGCCGUGCCUACAGAUUUCAGUGUAAGCAGUUGAAUACUUGAGUGUUACUAGACUCGAUGGCUGGCUGCCGCGCCUACAGAUUUCAGUGUAAGCAGUUGAACACUUGAGUAUGGGACCUCUAUAAUUGUUAAGAUAGGAUCAUCUACUGCCAACAAUUUAAACGUGCAUAAAUUAGUUGUCCUUGAAUGGUGCUAGCUCCGGCUGUCUGGCAUGAAUGUAAUUCUCCUUUAGCCGAAGAGAUAUGCUUUUGUACGGGCAAAGUGGUUGAAUAGCUCAGCAUGAUCCUUGUAGCACUGGCCGUCAUGCUCGCGCUUGUUGGAAUUCCAGUAAAUGAUGUUACUAGAAUAGGUGGUUGGCUGGUGUGCUACGGAUUUCACAGGAGUGAAAUUUCUUAUGAUGAGCGCUGCACAUGAGCUGAGUAUCUUGUUGAGCUCUGGAUGAAAGAGGAAAGCAAUUAAGUUGGCAUCCUAUUGAAAUGGAAAUGAGAGAAACCAUAUCUUUCUCAGUUCGAUUUAGAUUGUAACAAUGGUACAAAGCAUGUGAAGCGAACCAAAGGAACUAAGAGAUUAUAGCAUUCUUCUCACCAUUGUGGAUUUCAUGAGCAAUCACGAGAAUAUUCAAAGUUGCAUCUGGACUCGGAGAUUUUCUCACUGUGUAGGCGAUAAUCUGAUUCAUUAAUCGCUCCAGAGGAAAGAAGCUGUGGAGAAAUAGAUGAUGGGGAAAGUUGGAGCAGCCCCUGAAAAUUUAGAAACUUUUUUGUUUUUCUGAUUGGUACCUGUUCAGCCAAGUGCGUCGGGGUUCAGUCCCCUCUACACAUCGAGGCCAUGGCACUACAUCACGGGAUGCAAAUGGUGGCUGAUUUGGGGGCAGCUGCUGUGGAAGUGGAGAGUGAUUCCACUCUAGCUGUGGCGGCGCUGCAACAAAAGGAGCAGGAUUAUUGUGUGUUUGGUCUAAUAUAUUUCAUGAUGGCAAGGCUACGCUCUAAUGCAAUUGUUCAUUGUGCUUGCGAGAGACAUGGGAGACCAACAAGGUUGCGCAUAGAAACACUGCAGAGUCACUCGCAGCAUAGGCGAUCAUCUUAUUCAUUAACCGCUCCAGAGGAAGAUUACUCAAACAAAAGCUGCUCUCCACCACUCACCAUCUGGACUAACAAGUUUGAAAUCUUUGGAUCAACACACCUGGCACUCUCGGAAUCCCUGCCCGGAGAAGGACCUCAACAACUAGGCUUUCUUCAACAGCUAUGCAUCAUCUAUUGUCUUGCAUUCCUGCUAGAAGAGGAUUUGCCGCCUCUCUUUCUUUUCUGAGGAUCACCAAAAUGUUUGUGUUGGGAUUUUGGCUCGUUAAAGUUAGUGUCCUCUUUUGUUUAGGAUUGUAUUAGGGAAAUUAAAGGUGCACCGAUUCUUCUCCUAAAAGGACCAGGAAAGAAUCAAAGUUUCCUUGUACAAUUAGAUUGGAAAUCCUAGAAGAUAAUAUAGAAAAUGAAAGAGUGUAAUUUCCUAUUCCAUAUAAAGUAGGAAACUUAAUCAGAAAAUAGGCAUGUAAACCACACCCUAUACUUAUAAAUACGUGCAGCAAGGCUAGGGAAAGCUCGCUGGAAAGCCAGAAACAGCCACUGGCAAGUGAGAAAAGCCAGAGAUAGCCAAGAGGGACAAAGAGAGAUUCGUUCUAGGGUUUUGCAAAAGUAUUGUAACUCUAUUAUUAAUCAAACAAGCUGUGGUUUCUCUAUCCAGAGAAAUCACAACUGGACGUAGGCAAAAGUUCUGCAAAACCAGUAUAAAUCUUAUGUAUUUUCAGUUA